This is a messenger RNA of Athalia rosae (coleseed sawfly), 5188 nucleotides long. RefSeq names its product wee1-like protein kinase. Gene Ontology annotation, molecular function: ATP binding; magnesium ion binding; non-membrane spanning protein tyrosine kinase activity. The transcript has 4 exons. Bases 1561 to 3315 code for a protein of 584 amino acids. The record is from RefSeq and is a predicted model, not a curated record. Gene Ontology annotation, biological process: mitotic cell cycle; protein phosphorylation. Lineage: Eukaryota; Metazoa; Arthropoda; Insecta; Hymenoptera; Athaliidae. Gene Ontology annotation, cellular component: nucleus.
GCUUGGGUAUUUAAAUUUUUCGUGGAACAAUUAAAUGGGCCCUACGCAAAGGGCAGGCAGUUGAAAAUGAAAAUACUCUAAAUGGUAGUACCCAAGAAAUAAUCUGCAAAAUCCAUACGCGCCGGAUCGACCCUCUCCAAUAAAACUUUGUUUAUUCAGCCAGCCAAGAAAUAUCUGAAAUAUACUACGUUACAAUUUCGAGGAAAUCGCAGGUAUCGUAGGUAAAACAGUUAUGUGAGUCAAAAAAAAAAAAAAAACAACCGUAGAUUUUAGGUCAAACUUUCGACGUCGUCAGUUAUGAACAAUUUAUCGAACAAAGAUCAAAAGUGACGGUGAUAAUGUAGAGGUUUUUUUAUGCAAUAUCGAGUAAGAAUAUUCUUCCGAAAAGCUUCAGAAAUGAGAAAAAACAGACGGUUAAGAAAUAAAAUUUUUUGAAACUGUAAUCGAGGAAUGACGGAAAAUGAAAGCAUUAUAAGCAUAUCUCGUCCUUCUCUUAUUGUGAGUUUUUUUACCUUUCUUUUCCCAAUGAUCAUGGCGUGUACUAAAAAUAUGCAACGCUCCGCCCACCCCAACCCCCAUUCGCCCUUCUCCCCACAAUUUCUAAGGGCCGAUCGUACUACACGCACGGAACUCCACAGGUUGUAGAACGUAGCGUGGCUGGAAGUUGCAGCUGUCCCGAAAAAUUCUUUUAUUGCCCGAAGCUCAUGACAAAAAGGUAGAAUCUUCCUAUUAUCGAGUCUUCGUUUUUCAUGUUCCUAACACAAACGGCGACUUUCAUUCUGAGGCAAUAUUCAUCUCGAAAAUUAUAUUAUAGUUUAUAAGAAUUAAAAAUUAUUCGUUAUGGUCAUUCAUUAAAUGCCCUUCCAUGACUGACAAUCUUAAAAAAGAUCACAAUGAUGGAAAAAAUAGCCCUGUCGUGGAGAUGUAAAUCAUUUGCUUUGAAUAUGGGCUAAAGUUGGACGCAUGAAUAAAUAAAUUUACUCACCCGUGUAUCUAUGGACAGUAACAUGCAUAAAUUGAACGACACGAGAAGGUGAAAUUAUGGGAUAAUGUAAGAACACCCCUAGGCAUGCCUAGAAAUAGUAUAGGUGUAAUAAAAAAAUUAUUCUUCAUUCAGAUGUUGAGCAAACGCUAAAAAUAAAAAGUUUUGAGUAUUUAUUUUAGUCAGAAACAAAGCUAACGCGAGAUCUUUGUUGGGAAAUGAGAAGCCCUUUGCUGCUUGCCCAAAACCCCCGGACCCCCCCAACCAAAAAUAAAGGACACAGAUGACGCCACGAUCCGAAUUUUCGUGAGGAGUGGGGAACCAGUCGGAUUGGACGUUACACGAAAAUACUCGGGUGUGGAGUUGUAACGAGGUCUCUGAUUGGCGGAAAGGCUGCUUGCCAUGAUGCACCGUGCCACCCGCCAUAACGACAUAGCGUGGUACGAGUAAUUGCAUUUGAAUGGACGUGAAGCACUUGAAUAAAAGAAACUUGUUAAUUAUUAUCAGUAUAGGUGAAGUUUUGAAGGCCGAUAAGUGUUUAUUUGUUGGCCGACGACCAAUGGUGACAAUUUGAAACAAUGGAGAUCGCUCAAAAGCUGAAUUUCGACGCUUGUGACAUCGAAGACGAAGAACUCAACAUCAGCUGUCGCACGAACAGUUCAGGUUGUGAUGUUGACGACGUAUUGAAUUCCUCAGCAGAGGAUUUUGAAUCCUCACCUUUUCAUCAGCCAAGAAAAUUAUCAUUUAGUGCGGCAAUGGAUUGCGGCGAUUCUGAUUCGAGGCACAAAACUCCUACAGUCACAGUUACAGGUACGAACGGGGUAAAAAUUCCUCCACGCGAAGGAGGACCUCCUUCAAGGAUGGCGCUUGCCAGUAGCCCUCCCUACAAACGUGUUCGAGCACUUCGAUUAUUUGAUUCACCAGCAACUCCAAAAACUUUAAUAGAAAAAAGCAUCAGUCAUACUCCCUUGCCAUCCAGAUGCUCCAGGCUGUUUCACCUGGAAAAACCGAGGGCUGUAGCUUCGUGCUACCCAACAAAAUCUGACAAACCUGCUGCCAACGUUAACCCUUUUACUCCCAAUGGGAUGCUGCUUACUGCUAGAAAGAGAACUAGGUCAAAACGUAGUCUUAAUAGCUCUCCGGACAUACGAAUCCCUAAGUUUGACCUCCCUGAUUCAGAAGACUCGGAUAACGAGGUGGAACAACCAACAAAGCGCGUCGCCCUCCAUGAAUCUAAUAUCUCCAGAUACCAUCAAGAAUUCCAUGAGCUUGAACUGAUUGGCAUUGGAGAGUUCGGUUCUGUGUACAAAUGCAUCAACAGACUAGAUGGCUGCAUUUAUGCCGUAAAAAAAAGUAUCAAACCCGUAGCCGGAAGUGUAAAUGAAAAAAAUGCCCUUAACGAAGUAUACGCCCACGCUGUGCUUGGAAAACAUCAACAUGUAGUUCGCUAUUAUUCUGCGUGGGCAGAAGACAAUCAUAUGAUUAUCCAAAAUGAAUACUGUAAUGGUGGCAGUUUGGCGGAUGUGAUUUCCAACCUUCCAGCGGACAAGAGGCAUUUGUCCGAAGCUGAAAUGCGCCAACUUUUAUUGCACGCUGCGGAGGGACUGAGAUACAUACAUUCCAUGCAACUAGUCCACAUGGAUAUUAAACCAGGGAACAUAUUUAUUUCCAAAGAAAAACGACUACAUGCCGUUAAUUACGAUUCGGCAGAUGAUGGAUUUGACGAAGAGGAAACUGUGGAGGAAGAAAUCACCUAUAAAAUUGGCGAUCUGGGCCAUGUAACUUCGAUUAGUAACCCUCAAGUUGAAGAAGGAGACUGUCGUUAUCUACCAGUUGAAAUUUUGCAUGAAGAUUUUACUCACUUACCCAAGGCUGACAUAUUCGCAUUGGGAUUAACUGUUUACGAAGCUGGUGGUGGCGGCGCGUUACCCAAAAAUGGUCCUGAGUGGCACGAAAUUCGGAAUGGAAACCUGAAGGAACUUCCGCAUUAUAGCAGAGAUCUUAACGAACUUUUAAAGCUCAUGAUUCAUCCAAAUCCUGAAAUGAGACCAUCGGCAGUUUCGCUGAUUCAACACAGGGUGCUGUGCCCUUUUGGGAAUAAGACAAAGGCUCAACUCCGUCGAGAACUAAAUGCUGAAAAACUUAAAAACGAAAUUUUGCUGAAACAGCUUCAAGAAGCAGCAAAGUGCCUUAAGACUAUUGCACCAAGUAUGGGAGCAAUUAAUCUAUCUACGAAUUCUGGAGGAUACAGAUUGAGGCCCACCACCACUAGAACCUCAUCACGGGCAAUUGGCAAAAAGGUUAACCGUAGUAAUAGCACAACAAAUUUUUGACUAUCGUUUAUUAAAAAAAAAAAGUCAAUGCUCGCUUAAAGCAACCACGGCACCAGGAUGAUGGUGCCUUGAUAUUGUGAUAUCCAAGUAACCCUAGUUAGUAAGUAAUAAUAAAAAUGAAUUUUUAACACUUAAUGCUUAGUAUGCAGAGUUGAUAUAUAAUGUGCCACUAACUAAAGAGAGAUGAAUUGCUUGUUAUAAUCGAUGAGUUCCAUGUCAAGGAUAUAUUUAUAAUAAAACUGAAUUUUCCUAGCGGAGACUUUUCUAUAUUUCACGAUAUUCGAAUUCACACCUUGAACGUUACCUUUUUUGUUGUUCUGUUGUUCGUGUCACCUCUAUGGUCUCAAGAAAACCAUAUCCAAUUUACUUUCAUAUGAUCGGUAAAAUGAGAUGAUUCAUGAAUACGUACGUCUCAAUUGUUACAUUUUUCUUAACAGUCUAUUUAUUUUGGUAAGCAAUCUAUCGUCCUUGGAUUCCUAACUUUUUUUUGAUUCGUCACAAUUUGACUCUGCAUACAGUCUAGUAACUCAGAGAAGAAAAAAAGUACUCAAAAAACUGAGUUUGUUAAUUGAGUUAUCCAUGAACUAAAGUAUUUUCUAUACUAAAUUAUUUUUCUGAUUUCAAUAAGUAUAAGUUCAAUAAGUAUAUUUUUAGCAUGUGUCGAAUAUCCUAUUAUACAUACAUAGUAUACAUAUAUACAUAUAUAAAUAUUAUAUAGAUGAAAAAAUUACUUCGUAGUAAUGGUGCGUCAGAAAACUUUGUUUUCUCAUUAAGUUUGCGAUACAGAACACGAAGUUGUUUUCUGUUUAUUCGAAACGCUUCCCCUUCUUUCUGCUGGAAAUACAACCCAGUUAAUUCUCAUAACACAAUCCCAGUUUUUAAUUCAGCUGGAAAAUUUAUACGGAAUUUUUUUUUUUUUAUACGAUGUAUAAAAAUCAUACUGGUGGCUGUUAACUUUUUUAUGGUAGCAAAAGUUGAAGGUACGUAGUGGGGUGGAAUUUUUUAAUAAAUAAUUUUUUAAUUUUUUUCCUAAUACUUUACAAUCGUUGAGGUGGUAUGAUCAACCUUCGGCAAAUGAUACAGGUACAACAAUAUUCUCCCAGUGACGUCUGUGGCCUUUCUGUUUUAAUUUUUCAAUGAUUAAAAAGAAAAAUUUGAGAAUUACUACCCGUAUGUUUCAUACCUCUAUUUACUUAUCUGAUUUAAUAACACUGUUGAUUGAAAAAAAAUUAAGAAACGUAAGCAUGAUUGUUUAAAGUUUUCAUUCAACUUGAUAAUUCGUGACAUAUUUAAUGAGAAUGUCUAAUACUACUUCCUUCAAAUGUACUAGGUUACAUUUUACAAAAAUAUUCCUUGUGACGAAAAGUAUAUCUCUGAAUCUGUGACUAAAGAAUUGUUAGUUUUUACUAAAUAAUAAUACUUUUUUGGAAUAGUCUUUAUUUUUGAAUUGCUCAUAUUGUUACAUACGCAGAAUUGAUGGAGAUUACCUAGAAACGGAAUGUGUUGGUGGAGUUCUGAAUGAAUUUUUUUCAAUGUGUGAUGAAAUGAUUCUCACGUUACUGUGAUUUACUUUAAAUGGUAAAAAAAAAGAACUCACAAUGUUUUACAAUCGUUAUUAUUAAUUUCUUUCUCGUUAGUUGUCUAUUCUAUUAUUUCGUAAGCUAAUUUGUACAUUAUAAUCGUAAUAAUAUUACACUAUAAAAGAAUUCACAUGAAAUAAGAGACCAAUGUAAUUGCUGAAAUUUUCCAGGCAACUAGUUAUGUACGUCGUAAAGUAAUCCUUUGUUGUAUUUUUUAGCAUGAAAAUGAUAAAGUAACCAUGUAAAAAAAGAUAGAAAGAACAACAUUUAACUAAUAAAAAAGAAAAACAAAA